AAGAUGAAGUUUACUGUGGAGCACAUCAAAGAAGCAUUUGAUUCUGGUGAUGUUGGAGAACAAUGACAAACCAAGUAUUUGCUUGAAAGCUAUAAAGUAAAUGUGCCAGUUAACGACCGAGUCAAGAAGUCAAAAUCAGUCAGUUUUUGAUAACAAUUCCUUUCUUGAUUGUGAAGAGUUUUCAUAACAGUAUUUCAUAUGUAGGCAGCUUUGAAACAUGACAUACAAAUUAAAUUAUACGAACGAAUUGAAAUGGAACUACGAUUUUCUAAGGGAGAAGUGUAAAGAGGUGGGCAUAGAAGAAGAAUUCGAUGAGCACCAGUUCCGUAUUUCCGUCAACUACAUAAGCGUGUUUCAGGUGUUGCAUUUGUUUUUCAUGAUACUUCAUUGCAGUCUCUUGUUGGCAACAUGCGCGCAGCUGGACCUAAUAUACAUUGAUGUCAGCUGCUAUACGUUAUCGACUGUGGUCGCUAUUGCAGUAAUGUGGACCAAUGUGAAGGUAAAAAGUAUAGCCACACUUAAGUGGUUGACGUACGUAACAUCGGGGAUUGUCGCAAUGAUGAUAGUUUUCGUUGAUCUAAUGAUUAAUUAUUACCAUUUGCAUGCCCAUCAAUGGGUUUUGACGCCCGUGUAUGACAUAUAUGUUAUACUUAUGAUCUAUAUUUUCUUUCCUAUUCCUUACCUAUUUCCUGCGAUGGGGCUAGCAGUUCUUGUGUCUUCGAUGUACGCUGGCUACUUUGUGUUCUAUCUAGAUACUAAGUAUCAUUACCGAUUAGGCAAUGUGACACAUUUUACCCAAGCUAUUGUAGUUUUGAGCAAUUAUAUUGGAUUGAAUGUGAUCGGUACCGGAUUUCGAUUAAUGCGCGAGAUUGUUGGCCGCGCCUCGUUCCUCGAUCGACAUCAAUACGUGAUGGAGGAUAUUGCGCUAAGGAGCGCUCGUGCGAAGGAAAGGAUUUUACUUCAUAGCAUAUUACCGCCUCAAAUUGCUCAGCCUAUUCAAGAGGAAAUUCGAAAUCGGAUCAAGCUCUCGCAGAAGCAUCACGAUAUCCUCGAUUGCAAUAGAAGAGGUUUUAUUAUAGCCAUUCAAAUGCAUCCCGAUGUCAGUAUUCUGUAUGCAGAUAUUGUUAACUACACCCACUUGACCACAACUCUAUCAGUUAAGAAGCUGGUCACUCUGUUGCACGAGUUGUAUGCCAGAUUUGACAAUGCUGCCUUUCGCUAUUCGGUGCAACGAAUCAAGUUCUUGGGCGACUGCUACUACUGUGUGGCGGGCUUGACAAAACCAGAUCCCUUUCAUGCCAAAUGCUGCGUCAACCUGGGACUCUGUAUGAUCGACAUUAUUCGCGAAAUGCGAGCCGUGGUAAAGAUUGACAUAGACAUACGUGUUGGAGUGCAUUCGGGAUGUGUGUUUGCGGGAGUUCUUGGGGCAGCGAAACUGCAAUAUGACAUUUGGGGUACUGAUGUAUUAAUAGCGAACCGGUUGGAGGCGACCGGAAUGCCUGGUCAAAUUCAUGUUAGCGAAAGAACUCUCGAAAUGACGAACAAUCGGUAUCAAGCAUAUCCUGGAACGAAGGCUGCGCGUGAUGAUGCCUAUCUUCAAAGGUGCAACAUUAUCACAUUCCUUAUAGUGGAUAUUGAAAACAAUAACCAAUUCGAAUUGGAUAAACGCGAAUCCUUGGUUUCGGUCUCCACAACAGAAGAGAUUCGCGAAGGUACUGCUGAACUAUUGUUACAUGAGGAGUUGCAAAAAAUGCCGCUUGGUCCCAAAGGUAUUAAAGACGCCAUCCUUGAAAUGUUUAGUGCUAACAAGCACAGAGAAUCGCCAAGUUCCAUCAAUCUAGAAAUUGAAACGCUACUCUUACAUUUUCGCGAUCCUCGGCUAGAAUAUAAGUACAUACAUCAGCCCGACUACAUGUUGAAGUUCAGUGUACUUCAAGCCUGGUGUUGCUUUAUGGGCCUCUCCUACCUGCAACUUGUCUAUGACCAUGACGAGGUUGAGAUGUCUUAUUUUAUAAAUAUUCCUGUGAUGUUAGCGUUAUCCCUGCUAUUGAUUUUAACUUGGUACAAGAGGAUCUGCAUUUGGUGGAACUCCAGCACCAACCAAAAACCCUCCAAUUUCAGCAACGCUGUAAUUAAAAUCGGAGAAAAUAUGCAGCGUAGUCUCAUUCAACGCAUAUGCAUCUAUAUGUUAAUCAUGGCAGGGUACUGCUGUAUUAUAUCUAUUAUACUGAGUGAUUGCAACAAAGAAGAAUUCCAACUGGCGCACAUUGAUAGCAUGCUGUACCAUUAUGAGGUGGAGAAUUUAAUGUGUUUCUCUCCGUGGUCAGUCACCUAUAUGGUGUGCCUUAUAAUAACCAAUAGCAUAAUAUUUACACGCAUUCCGUUCGUUUUGAGAAUUAUAGUUAGCGUUCUGGUGUGCAUUACCUAUUUAAGCGUUAUGAUUCAUCAUUUUGAGUACUUAGUUCACAUUAGCUUGACAACCAAUCCUUAUUUGAAACCUGAAAUCGCUCACUGCCUCAUGAUCCUAUCGACUAUGUUUACGGUAUAUUUCAAAGAACGACAGGCUGAGUUUAAUAACAAAAUCAAUUACAAAUGGAGAGAAGAACUGCUAAAGAAGCAGGAAGAUGCCCGCUUAGCCGAUCAGUCUAUAAUUAUUCUACUGCAUAACAUUUUACCGGCUCAUGUUGCAAACGUCUAUCUGACCCGAAUAUCCAAAGACGAGCUUUACUAUGAGGACUAUAAAAUGGUGGGCGUCAUGUUCGCUUCCCUACAAGACUUUGAGUUGACCUUGCCUAACUUACGUAUUCUCAAUGAAAUUAUUUCCGAAUUUGACCGAAUCUUGAAUUUUUAUAGAAACGAUAGUCUAGUAGAAAAGAUCAAAAUUGUGGGCUGCACAUAUAUGGCAGCCUGUGGGUUGGACAUACGCUUCUCGUCGCUCAUAAGUGAAAACCACCAUAGGAGCGACUCUAUUGUCCAGGAGGUGCUCCGCGCACGUCGCUCGCUGGCGUCCUUCGAAAAGAAUAAUGCCCAAAGCGAGAAUAAUGAUGAGGUGGUAUUUGUGAUAACUACCUUUGCAUUAGACCUGAUGCGAACGCUGUGGGUAUGCAACAAUGAUUAUAAGAACUUCCCAAUUGAUCGUGUGAUAUUUAACGCCAAUAUGAGCGUUGGGAUAUCUAGUGGAGAGGUGAUGGCUGGGGUGGUGGGCGCCUCGCAGGUACACUACGAUAUUUGGGGAAAUGCUGUUAAUGUAGCCUCUCGGAUGGACUCCACUGGCGUCCCUGGGGAAAUACAAGUGACCGAGGAGACGGCCAAUAUACUGCGCAAAUUUGGUCUGUUGUGUAACUACCGCGGGUUGACAUUUGUCAAGGGGAUCGGCAUGCUGCCGACCUAUUUUGUAGCCAUCGACAGUAACUACGAAUUCAAAUAUAUCCAGGAGAAUGCUUCGGAACAUUCUGCGUCAACCACCUCCGUAGAUUAAUCAAAUCUGUUUGAUAUAGGAAGCUGCCCAGAUGUUUCAACAACUCCAGUAUUGUUAUACCCUGAACCCAUUGAAAAUUAGAUAUUAGGAUAUAAUUCCGUUGUCCGAAGACGCAUCGAUCUCAGCUCCUCAAAGAGCUAGAUUUCAAUUAUUUAUC
Messenger RNA from Drosophila hydei, 3635 nucleotides. RefSeq names its product adenylyl cyclase X E-like. The transcript is spliced from 12 exons. Lineage: Eukaryota; Metazoa; Arthropoda; Insecta; Diptera; Drosophilidae. The record is from RefSeq and is a predicted model, not a curated record. Bases 218 to 3478 code for a protein of 1086 amino acids. Gene Ontology annotation, molecular function: adenylate cyclase activity. Gene Ontology annotation, biological process: adenylate cyclase-activating G protein-coupled receptor signaling pathway; intracellular signal transduction; cAMP biosynthetic process.